AGAUAAAAGCAGAAACCAUAAAAUUCCAAUAUUUUGUCCAUUAUAUCAUAUGCUUCUUGUAUUUCUGGUGUUUGCUGACUCUCGCCUUAGUCUGAUCCUCAGUCCAGCUUCAUUUAUAAGUGACUUGUUUUUUCUGGUUCUUUUUUUGUCAGUUGUUAAAAUGAGGGAAUUGGAUCCUGGAUUAUUUGACCUGGUGUUUUUAUAAAAGUCUUAAAUGUUUAGGAAUAAUUUUUGGAUAGGUGUAGGCAAACUCUGAAUAGUUUUUGGUCUUAGACUGAGGAGGAAUAAGUGGGAUGGAGAGUAACGUUUUAAAAAAUACUAUUUUUUUUCCCAAAUUUGGAAGGAUCAGGUAUUGAGAAUCAUCCUAAGAUUCACUUUUUUUGUUUUUAAUUGAGAUAAAACUGAAGAGUCACUCUGAAGGAUGGUUAUAGCAGAAAUGUAAGUGCUGUGUCAUUGUCGUCUCUUGUUUUGGCGCACAUAACCAGACUUCAGCACACAUCAUGCUGUCUGUAUCACAUGGCUCACAGUGGGAGGUAUCUAGUGUAGAUUAUUCUUCUUGGGGAAAUAGGUUUAAAUUCACUUGGACAUAAAUGUGGCAGACAGGUGCCUGUUUAGAGGUUCAAAAUACAUUUGGUCAGGACUGAGCACAAGCUGCCUGGAUAGUUCCCGCAGUUGCAGUGGUGCAGAAUGGCUGACCUCAGUCUUGCAGAUGCAUUGACAGACCCACCUCCAGAAAUUGAGGAAGAGAUAAAACGGGACUUCAUUGCCACACUGGAGGCAGAGGCCUUUGAUGAUGUUGUGGGAGAAACUGUUGGAAAAACAGACUAUAUUCCUCUACUGGAUGUUGAUGAGAAAACCGGCAAUUCGGAGUCGAAGAAGAAACCAUGCUCAGAUACUAGCCAGGUUGAAGGUACGCCAUCCUCUAAAGCAACAGGGCUAGCCAACGGUGAUCAUGGAAUGGAAGGGAAUGAUACUGCGGGGUCUCCAACUCCAUUCCUUGACGAGAAAAUGACCUUCCAGGGAUAUCAGAACAUCCAGAACUGGCCAGAAAAUACAAACUUCUGCUUCGAACCUGAACAGUUGGUGAAUCCUACCCAGACUGAUCCCUUUAAGAUGCAUCAUGAUGAUGGCCUGGAAGAUUUUCUCUUUCUCCCCAGUGGAACAACCAGUGCUUCAGCAUUUACAGAACAAAAUGAUCCCCUGCAAGACAGUUACGGUCUGUUUCCCUGUGACACAUUUGCUCCUGCAAAUGUUGUGCCUCAGGAGUGGCCUGUGGAAGCCCCAAACUCUCCACACCCGGAAUCCUUCAUUUCCCCGAUGGUUGUGACGCAGCCUCUGCAGCCCACGGCAGAGCCAGCUGAAGAAGUAGAAGUGAAGAAGGGAGCAGAAGAGAGGGCACCAACAGAAGCAUUGGAAAUCAUGAUGGGACUGAAGGCUGAUGACAUGGCACCAUCUAGAGAAACAGAGAUGUCUCCAGCCAAGGACAUGGCACCAGCCACAGAAACAGAGGUGGCAUUGGCUAAAGACAUGGACCCUUAUAUCAAAUCAGAUGUGACACUGGCUAAGAACAUGGAAUCAUCUAUGGAAUCAGAUAUGGUCCUAGUCAAGGACAUGGUACUAUCCAAAGAAACAGAAGAAGCCCCGGUGAAGGAUGCUGUUUUGUCCACAGAAACAGAUGUAUCUUUAGCCAAGGACAUGGUAUUGCCCACAGACACAGAGGUAGCCCCAGCUAAGGAUGCGAUACCAUUCAAAGAAACGGAGAGAGCACCACCUAUAAAAAUGGAUUUGUCCCCAGAUGAGGGCAUGGUAGCACCCACAGACAGACAGAUGACCCCAGCCAAGGGUGUGGAAUCACUCUCAGAUAUAGAAAUGGCACUGGCUAAGGACGUUGUGUCACCCACAGAAAUAUCCUCAGCCAAAGAGGUAGCCUUGUCCUCAGAAACAGAGGUGGCCCUGACUGGGGAUAUGGCACUGCCCCCAGAAACCAAGAUUUUCUUGACCAAGGAUGAGGCACUGCCCCCAGAAAUGGAAGUGGCCCCAGUCAAGGAUAUGGCUCCACAUCCAGAUACAGAAAAGGCCCCAGUGAAAGACAUGGCUCCGUCCCCAGAAACAGAGGUACCCCUGGGCAAGGAUGUGCUUCUACCCCAAGAAACAGAUGUGGCCCUGGGGAAGGACCUGGCUUCACCUGUAGAAACAGAGAUGGCCCUGGGCAAGAAUGUGGCUAUGCCCCCAGAAACAGAAGUAACCCUGAUCAAGAAUGUGCCUCAGCCUCCAGAAACAGAGAUUGCUCUGGCUAAGGAUAUGGCUCUGCCCCCUGGGACAGACGUCACCCUGGCCAACAAUGUGAGUCCAGCCAAGGAUGUUGCACCACCCUCAGAAACGGAGGUGGCGGCUGUUCCAGCUAAGGACAUGGAAAUUGCGCAGACACAGGAAGAAGUACGUGAGGAGGCCCAGUUAAAAUCUCUCCGGGAUGAGGGGCCAUCAGCUGCAUCUACUUUUAUCAUUUCACCAGAACCAGUGACAGCUGUGGGUCAGAAGUACAACGUGCCAACAGAUGAGGAUUCUGUGUUAGAGAAACAAGACCAGAAGAAACCUGUCAGUAGUCAGCCUUCUGAACUUUCUUCAGAGAGCUCAGGUACCCCUCCCAUACAAGGCAAACAAGUGUGCAAACCCAGUGACCGCAGGUCCACUCGGCCCAGGCCUGCCAGGGUCCCUCCUGAGCUGCUGGGAGUCUCUUCUCCACGGAAGACUCUUGAUCCUGGGCUGGGACCCUGCUCUCUGUCUGAGUUGGGUUGGGUCUCUGGUUCAUCUCCCUGUGGUGAUCCUGGGAACCAAAGGAAAACUGUUCAUGUUGACUUCCUUGAACCCAAGAGAGAUCUUGGCAGGGAGGCCUGGCAUAUAGAAAGCCCACCGAUGAUGAUGAAGAAAAAAAAGAAGAAACCAAAGCAAAAGAGAUACUCUCAACCCCGGGCUGGGGGACCUUGGGAUGAUGACAGUGUAGACGACCAUAAAGGUCAUCCCUUUGCAGCUGACACGCAGCAAUCAGGUGUUUUCCCCAGCUUAUCUACCACUAUGGGCAUGGAAGGUGGACUGGCAUCCAGAGAAACCUUAAAAAAGGACUGUGAAAUGGAUUCCACAGCUGCCAAACUGGUAGCUGAGACCUUCAUCUCAGAAAGUCUCAGUGUUCCUUUGUGUCCUUUGGAAGACACAAAGUCUUCCCCCAAAACUGCAGAAAGUUCUCAGCCCAAGCCAAGAAUAGAAGCAGAGGUCAAAGAUAACAAGUCAGUACCACUGGGCCAGGACCAGAAAUCACUGCAACAAGAGGAAUGCAAACCACAGCGUGCACCCCACCCGAAGACCCCUGUGGAUAAAAGCCAGACAGUAGGGUCGCCCGAUCUAAAAGGACCCCUUACAGAAUGUUCUGCACACAGAGUAGAAAUUCCUUUGGAGAUCAGACCCAAAGAGAGUUGCUCUCCUGCCUUGGACCAAGAGUCUGUGGAUGGGGGUUCCAAACCCAUAGCAGGAAAAGUACUGCCUACUCUCGUGCCCACUUUGCCAGCUGGUGCCUCAUUAGGAAGUAGUCUAAAAGAAGGGAAUGAUAAAAGUAAGGUGACUGAAUUGCAGAAAGACAGACAGAAAGGGUUUUUGGAAGGAGCUGAAGAGAUUAAAGAACUAACAAAGGAAGCUUUUCCUACACAAAGACAAGAGAUGAGCAUCUUGGCUUCCAGGCAGCCGCAGGACGAGGUGUUAGUUCAGGUACCUGGGUUAGGGAAUGAGCCAUCUCAGAGAAUGGCAGGGGACGGCAGAAACAGGAAGGGAAGGGCAGGUUCUGGGAAGGUAAGAGCCAGUUCUGGGAAGGGUAGAGCAAGGUCUGAGCCACCGUUUCUUCUGGACAGCUGGAAGGAUGGCCCAGCUGUUCUUGCACCAAGCGAGUCGACCCCUAGAACUGAAAGAAUGACUGCUGGGCUGAAGUGUGAGGAGCUGGGUUCUUCAAAGCCACCAGGGACCGCAGCAGAUCUCCCUGAGGCAGUGGUAACGGGGAAGCCUAUGGAGACAGCCGACCCUAGGGGGGCAGGCACCUUGCACACAUUAGUUCAUUUGGGAAAUGGUGCAGGCGUUACUCAGACUUCCGGAGCUAGAGCAGAACAAGGAGCCACAGCUGUAGAUAUGGGUGUCAGUAACCAGAGCAAGGAAGGAAAGUGUCCUUGGAUGGAUGGUGAGGCAGCUCCCUGGAUUUCUGAAAAGCCUAAGAAAAGGAGUAGUGAGGGAAAAACCAAAAAGUUCAAAAAUAAUUAUCCCACACAGCCUGCUCGAAUGGAGAGCAAGGAAGAAAUCCCCAGCCCAUCUUUUGUAGGGAAAGAUGGAGAUACUGGUAGCACUCCUCAUCAGAACAAGGAUUUAGGACUCCCUUUCCCCUUAACUCAUGGUCCUCUGUUCUCACAUGCAUUAGCUAUUCCCACAGUGGAAGUAGGUGACCGAAAGAGGAGAAACGUUGAGGUUAAUUCUUUUGAGCUUGGGAACAAAGCUCUUGGUGGGAACAAAACAAACACAGUCAAGGACUCUGCUGUUAUUGAAUCAGCUACCAAGGUGACAGAUGUGAGCUGCCAAGACCAAAUCCAGGGGGCAGGAUUUGUUCCUUCAGUAGUGUCUGAGGAGAAUAAGACAGAUGCAGCCAAGGGACACACUGCAGUGGCUGACAAACCAAAUAAAAGGAGCAAUGAUGGAAAAAGUAAAAAGGUUAAAAAUAGUUUUCCCGAGAAGCAUCUUCUGGAGAAUAAGAUAGAUGCAACAAAAAUACAUGUUCCCAUGGAAACCACAGGGGACCACAGAAUUGAAGGAAUGGGCUACAUGGAUGAAAAUAGAAAUAUUACGUUUACCUGCCCCAGAACACCACCAGGGUUGAUGAAUAAGUCAGCCUCUCCAGAGGCUCGGGAGUCAGCAGCCUGUGAAGGACCACCCACUCCUGCUUCUCAAGUAGUAAAGGAGGGUGUUUCUUUUCCAAACUCCUUGGCAGAAAGUGGGCAAGAGACAACUCCAGCCCAGAUAUCCACAUCAUUAGUGGUGGAUAACCGCAGCAAAGAUGGAGUCCCAGAUCAAGAAAGACCCAAGUCCCCCUCCGUUGUUAUGCCUUCUACAAGCACAGGAGGAGUUACCCUAACUUCUACAGCAGCCACAGAAACAGUUAACCGUCAGGGGUGUAGCUGUCUUAAGAAUAAAGGUGAGCUUGCCGAUCCCGUGAAAACUGAAGCAGGGAUAGAGGGAGGACAUGUGAUAGGAGAAUCUGAGUCAGUGCCCAGUGGUGCAUCUAAGCAUUCAAUAGAAAAAAUCACAGAGCUUGCAAAGGAACACUUUCUUUCCAGAGUGCCAGUAGAAGACCAAAGCCUAACAGGUGAGGUCAGAGUCCUAGAAACGUGUGCGGAUAGUAAUAAUUUUCCAACACACCCAGUUACUAAAAAGAAAGAGUCUGAGGGAGGUGCUGCUCCAGUUCAAAUCCCUGACUUAUUAGGAGACAAAGCACAAAAGCCCAAUUUGUGUGAGGACCAAAAUGCUGACAGUAGCGAUUCCAAGGACCCAGAUGGUUUGAAUAAGGAGGUAGAUAGGACUCUUUUGCCUCCGAAAAGUGAAGAAAAUAAAGUGGAAGAAGUUAGCCUGGCUUCUCCAAUCACUGAAUCAGAAUCGAUUUCCUUGGCAACACCAGAAUUCCAGUCCGAUUCCUUGGAUGGCAAAGCUGCGACUACCCCGUUGCAGGUGGUAGAUCAGUUAAUAGUGACUGCUUCCGAGGAUCUUGAACUCCCAGAGCCCAAAGAUAAGAUCUUGGAGGCACCUGACACAAUGAGUGAAAAGUCUGAACCCAAGGCACCCGGAGAAGGGAAGAAGGAAGAUAAAAGCAGAGUGGCAGAACCGAUGAAAGGCUACAUGAGACCUACCAAGUCCCGAGGCCUGACUCCACUUUUGCCAAAGUCUCCCGUCCAGGAGCGAGAGAGAUCCAAGCAACUAAAGUCCAGCGGAAUAAGUAAGCCUGAAGAAGGACGGCCUGCUGGGAGUGUGACCGGAAAUGACAUCACUGCCCCUCCAAACAAGGAGCUCCCACCAAGCCCAGAGAAGAAAACAAAGCCUUUGGCCACCACUCAACCUGCAAAGACUUCAACAUCGAAAGCCAAAACUCAGCCCACUCCUCUCCCCAAGCAGCCGGCUCCCGCCACCUUUGGUGGGUCGAAUAAAAAACCCAUGAGCCUCGCUGCGGGCUUAGUGCCGGCUGCCCCGCCCAAACGCCCUGCCGCCACCACUGCCAGGCCUUCCACCUUACCUUCAAAAGACGCAAAACCUAAGCCUGUUGCAGAGGCGAAGAUUCCUGAGAAGCGGGCCUCCCCAUCCAAGCCGGCCUCUGCCCCAGCGCUCAGGCCUGGCGCCAAGAGCACCCAGACUGUUCCAAAAGCCACAGCAGCUGCCACUCCUGCUUCAGCUGGGCCAAGCAGCAGGAGCCCCCCCACACCUGUGCCCAAGAGGCCCACCACCAUCAAGACUGAGGGAAAGCCUGCAGACAUGAAGAAGACGGCCACGAAGUCUGCACCAGCUGACCUGAGUCGCCCCAAGAGCACCUCCACCACUUCAGUGAAGAAGAACACCACUGUCCCCGGGGCAGCCCCCGCAGCAGGGGUGGCCCCCGGCCGAGCCAAGCCCACACCCACCCCUCCUCGGCCCUCUGGGACUCCUUCCUCAGACAAGAAGCCCACGUCAGCCAAGCCCGGCUCCUCUGCACCGAAGCCUAGCCGCUUGUCUACCAACGCUUCCACCCCUGAUCUGAAGAACAUCCGCUCCAAGGUUGGCUCCACGGAAAACAUCAAGCAUCAGCCUGGAGGAGGCCGGGCCAAAAUAGAGAAAAAAACAGAGGCAGCUGCUACAGCUCGAAAGCCUGAACCUAAUGCAGUCACUAAAACAGCCGGUCCAAUUGCGAGUGCGCAGAAACCACCUGCUGGGAAAGUCCAGAUAGUCUCCAAAAAAGUGAGCUACAGCCAUAUUCAGUCCAAGUGUGGUUCCAAGGACAAUAUUAAGCAUGUCCCUGGAGGUGGUAAUGUUCAGAUUCAGAAUAAGAAAGUGGACAUCUCUAAGGUCUCCUCCAAGUGUGGGUCCAAGGCUAACAUCAAGCACAAACCUGGUGGAGGAGAUGUCAAGAUUGAAAGUCAAAAGUUGAACUUCAAGGAGAAGGCCCAGGCGAAGGUGGGAUCCCUCGAUAAUGUGGGACACCUGCCUGCAGGAGGUGCCGUGAAGACUGAGGGCGGUGGCAGCGAGGCCCCUCCGUGUCCGGGCCCUCCCGCUGGGGAGGAGCUGGCCAGCCCUGAGGCAGCGCCCGAAGCUGGCGCCCCCACUUCAGCCAGUGGCCUCAGUGGCCACCCCACCCUGGCAGGGGGUGGUGACCAAAGGGAGGCCCAGACCUUGGACAGCCAGAUCCAGGAGACAAGCAUCUAAUGAUGACAUUCUGGUCUCGUCUUCCGUCCCCUGUGUUCCUCCUCUUGUGUCCCUUGUUCCCCCCUCCCUUCCCUCCUCCCGUGUCACUGCAGAUUGAGACCUACAGGCUGACGUUCCGGGCAAACGCCAGGGCCCGCACCGACCAUGGGGCUGACAUUGUCUCCCGCCCCCCCCACUUCCCUGGCGGCCCCAGCUCAGGCACCCGGGCCCUUGGCUCCCUCACCCGGGCUACUCUAUAGACCCCACACAGCUUGGGUGCUGGGCAGUCCUCUGGGCCCCCGCCCCAUCCCCCUGCCUUGCUUGCCCAUGGCAGUAGGCCCGCCCCCAGACCUCCUCCAGUCCCUGCCCUGGGCCCAGCUCCUUGCUUCCUUCCUGUCCCAUCAUUGCUCACUGCUCCGUAGACGAGGUUGGGAGGUGAAUGGGGUGGGGAGGCCAACUUGGGAUCUUGUGGGAUCUAGGAAGGGGGGGGAUUCAGAUUCCAACCUCGUCUUUGGGUUUUUCGGACCAAACCCAAGAGAAACUGACAUAUGUGCCCUCCUCGCGGGGUCCACCUGGAGGGAAGAGUGGAAGUGGAUGGCCACGUGGUGGCAGGGUGCUGCCCACAUCCCCUGGAGCCCACUAAGCCACCGCCUCUCUCCUUGACCCCACAGUGGUGCCCACCACGCAGGUGGGGCCAGGUGCCUCUUGCUGCCCUGCCCCAAGUUAGUUAGGGGUUGGUUCUGCCUGUCCCCGCUGCUUCCUGUACCUGCCUAGCUGCUGCCACAUUUCCCUUUCUCUUGUUUUAUCCUUUUUUUUUUUAAUAACCUAAAAACUGGUAGAGGAGUUUUGCAGGUUGAAGCCAUGUCUAAAUGAAAGUUCUCAGUAGGUGUUAAAGGAAAUGGGGAGGGGACAUCCUUAAGCCUCCAGCCGGGAGGUCAGGCAUCGGGGGCUGCCUUGGCCUGGGCAGCUUGGGGCCCCAGAGUGUGUGGGCAGGGCGGGUGAGAUGCAGGGGCUGUGGCCUGGUGAGCAUAGGGCACACUAGGGGCUGGUCAGAGCGUGGACUGGUUGUUCUGGUAUUUUGUGUGUAUGCUGCUUUUCUUUUCUAACCAAGAGGCUGGUUUUGGUAUCUCUAUCUGUCUCAUUCCCUGGGAUCUAGUGGGAGAUAUAAGCUCGGGGCCGGAGAAAUAGGGAAGGGCUGUGGAGGUCAAAGUUCUCCAGGCUUGCAGGCCUAGGACACUAGAGCCCUCAGUGACUGGGGUGCCCCAGAUGUCCAGAACUCAUAUGGAUGAUGGGGAAUCAGGUAUGGAAAUUUAAAAAUAAAAGCAUGAGACAGGCCACCUCCCUUCCCUUACAGCCUGACUGGAGAGUGGGGAGAGGCAAGGCCAGCCUGUGGAGGGGUGUCCCAGCCAGGGCCGGUCUUGGGAUGGCUGCAAUGAUGAGAAAUCCCGGGAAUUGUAUUGACACGGAAGAUUCUUAUUGCACUUGUAUUUUUUUUUUUUUUUUUUUUUUGUAUUAAAGUUUGCAUGGUUUCUAAUAAAGGAUUAAAAUGUAA
Molecule: messenger RNA, 8998 nt
Organism: Acinonyx jubatus (cheetah)
Lineage: Eukaryota; Metazoa; Chordata; Mammalia; Carnivora; Felidae
Gene: MAP4
Product: microtubule associated protein 4
Exons: 20
Coding region: 688-7467 (2259 amino acids)
Biological process (GO): microtubule cytoskeleton organization; neuron projection development
Cellular component (GO): neuron projection
Molecular function (GO): microtubule binding
Source: RefSeq, a predicted model, not a curated record